Ailuropoda melanoleuca (giant panda) is the source of this 6793-nucleotide messenger RNA. RefSeq names its product FHF complex subunit HOOK interacting protein 2B (gene FHIP2B). The transcript has 16 exons. NCBI's taxonomy places the organism in Eukaryota, Metazoa, Chordata, Mammalia, Carnivora, Ursidae. Bases 3034 to 5274 code for a protein of 746 amino acids. The record is from RefSeq and is a predicted model, not a curated record.
CAUAUGAGGGAGAGUUGGUGUGUUUGCCAUUUUCUGUUGCGGUUGAAGGCUGCUCAGAGGCGGGUUCACUAUAUUCAGCAAGAUAAAAAUGCAGUUUAGAUAGACUAGGCCGAAUGCUUUCCGUUUAAAGUAACCCUGCCAAGAAUCUGUCUGUAAAGUUAACAGUUCUUUUCUCUCAAAGUAGAAGCCCUCCUCUAAUUGAUCGAUUUAGUUUAUUCUGUCAGAUUUGCUCAGGAGCAACAACCUUGUGCUCCACCUCCUUUCUCCCCAGCAUACUCUCCAAAACGGAGCUUAUUAUAAAAGACAACAGUCUCAGCCUUAAUCAGACUUGUGAAGAAAGUGAAACGCUCCCCCCACCUCUCCUCCACCUGUCCCCAGCCCUGCCCUUCCUGACAUCCAGGACAGGCCACCUUCGGAGGGCUUCCAGAGUAAUCUUGCCUUCCCCUCCUCCUUGUCUCCAAUCAAAACAGCUGUCAUCUUAGGAUGUGAUGUGACAAACCACUUCAUACCUCUCCGGGGAAGCUCCAUACACAGGGCAGGUGGACGGACCAGAGAGAGCCUUAGUCCUGAGAAGUGAAUUUCUAGUGCUUCCAAUGCAAGCAUGUCAGCGUCAGGGGCUGGAGGACGUACUGCUGGUCAAGGGAGGUAUUUUCGGGCAGGUGAUUUUUGGCCCCUGAGCAUCGGAUACAUAGACAAUGCCGUAGAAGUUUGGCUGGCCCCAUGGAACUGUCAGGAGAGAGGGGAAUCCCUCUUUUCCCCUUCACCCCCACAUGGGGGGCAUGGGUCUUCCCCUGCCUGGGUCACCAAGUUGAGACCCCAGCAGGUUGCCUGACUCCUUGUUAAGGGGGAAGAGUGCUCCUUCCUGCCCUCUUCUGACAAAACAGAAUAGCAAUCAUUAGGGUUCUUUUAGAAAAUAUUCUUUAUGACUGUUAGUAACAAAGAUAAUGAAGAUUAGUAAUUUAAUAAUUUUUCUUUAAAAUAAAUCAUUUGGUGCAAUUUCUUUGGAGUUGCAAUAGCUAAUAGAAGAUUCAGGUGAAGAUGAUCCGCUUGCUUUGUUCUAACGGUCUGUUUUAUUACAGUCUGUUUCCUGACCGUCUGUGUUCUCCCGGGUCUCCUGUUCUUACUGGAUUGUUCGUUUUCAGUCUCAAUCCAGAUGAAGGGUUUGGGAGACUACAAAUGAAUUUGGACGCUAGAUGUGAGCCCGUCGCAGCACUGGAAGAUGAUUGUAGUGCUGGUCAAGGGUUGGAGGGCUUUCCUGAGACGAGGAACUACAGAAGGGAUGUCUAAAGGAGUUUGCUGAGAUAUUUAGUAAAUACGAAUGAGUAGUCACUAGUGGCAGAGCCCUUUAAGGGCAGGCAGAGCUAGAAAACACAGAACCCGAGCCCUCAGGGAGCUCACAGUCUAGUAGAAGAGAAGACUCGAGUCCCACAAUCAUAGGCUCACACAGGGCAUGGUAAGAGGCAGUGGCUCCAUGUGGACGGUGUGCUUGCGAUGACCAUGGAGGUGCCAUUCCGGUAAGGGCCAUGCCCCCCACGACCAACCAGGAAAGAAGACAAGGUUGCCUGGGCAGCCAAGGGUUAGGGGGAGAGUUUCAGGGCCUCUGAUUCGGUGUUCCUGCUUCUUCCCUCUGUCUUCAUGGCCUUCUAGCCAUUCUUCCCGCCUUCCUGUCCUGCACACAACCGCCAGCCACUCUGCCUGAAACGUGCUCGGCAGGAAUCCUUGACCCGUCCCCACUGCCUGCAAAAAACAGUCCUGACCCGGUGGCUCAAUGUUCAGGGGCCCACACACUCAUCAAUCCGUCCUCAUCCCAGAGACACUUUGCAGAGUUCCUUCCACAGGAAGUGUCCUUCCUUCAUCUUUAAUUAUUGAUGUGGGACCGCAUUCGUCACAUUUUAGUUCCAGGGUCACCUCAGUAAAGCCGCCUCUGUUCCAGUGCUCUUUUCCCACGGGCCACUUUCCACCUGUCCUGUGUUCUCACACUACUUCAUACCGCUGAGUGAUUCGGGGCGGUUUUCGUAUUCUGUUCUCCCUGCACUGGGUCUCCAACAGCCGUGUAUUGCUGACAGCAUCUGGCAUGCUGUCUUGUACACAGGCACUCAAAAGAUACUUUCUGGAUGAAUCAGGAGUAGACAGUUCUGUGUUGCAGUGAAGUGAGAGGUUAGAGAGAGACGCGUCCAGGAACUCUGGUGAGGCCUUUCUGGAGCCGGUGGCCCUUGGCUGGACCUCACCGGUGACUGUUCAGAUCUAGGCAAGUGUAGGGGGACAUAGGGCCUCCUGGGCAGAGGAGUGGCCUGAGCAAAGACAGAGGGGUAGAAAAGAGCACCUGUGGUGAGGGACUAUUUGAUUAUGCAUUUUUUUUUUCCUGCAAGGAAAGAGAAUGAAUGCUCUUUUUUGGAGUUUUCAGAGAAAGCAGUCGUUAUCGGUGUGGUGAUGAAGAGAGAACUUUUGGAAAAGGGGCAGGUUUGGGCCCUGCUCGUAGCAGAGAGAGAAUUCUUUGGGGCUGCAGGCUGUGCGUCCCCAGCUCCUCCGUCAGCCUGCAGCCUUGGACAAAAGAUGCAGGCAUGUUAUAAGAAAGGCACCUUGUGAAUAUGGUGCUGACAUUACCCAUCUGGCUGAACAAAGCCUUCCGAUGGCCUCAAACACAGAUUGGUGCAGACUCUCGAACCGAGAGGGGCCCGAAAGCUUUCUCUUUGCCAAGUUUUCCAUGUGUAUCAUUUUGAUUUUGUUGUCUUUGGGGCACUGUCCUGUUUUCCUCUGCGUCCCUCUACGGUGGCAUAACCAUCUUGAGACAAUCUGUUUCUGUGUCUGUCUCCCCGACCAAGGGCCAGGGACCGUGGAAUCAUCACAUGUAGCAGGAGCACAGCAUCUCCAGGAGAGAGGGGGGCUGGGAGAAGUGCCAAGAUAUUGUCCUGGAGAAAGUGCGUUCCUGUUCCCUUUGAGAACCUGGAUCACGUGCCUCCUCCAAGGCCUGGCACUGACCUGAUUGAUACCUGGUAGAUGGUGGAACGUCCGUUGUGAUGAGUGGCAGUGGCCAUGGAGCCCGUGAUCACUGUGGCAGCCCCUUACCCUAUGUCCCCUUUCUCUCCACAGCGGGAGCCCAGCAUUGACCUGCUGGAGGCCUUCGUGGAGCACUGGAAGGGCAUCACGCACUACUACAUUGAAAGUACAGAUGAAAACACCCCUGCCAAGAAAACGGAUAUUCCCUGGCGGCUGAAGCAGAUGCUGGACAUCCUGGUGUACGAGGAGAGGCAGCAGACGGCCGCUGGCGAGGCUGGGCCCUGUCUGGAAUACUUGCUGCAGCACAAAAUCCUGGAGACCCUGUGCACGCUGGGCAAGGCUGAGUACCCCCCAGGGAUGCGGCAGCAGGUAUUCCAGUUCUUCAGCAAGGUUCUGGCCCAGGUGCAGCACCCCCUCCUGCAUUACCUCAACGUCCACAGGCCUGUGCAGAAGCUUCUCCGACUUGGUGGGACAGCUCCUGGAUCCCAAACAGAAAAGGAGGAGGUACAGUUCACCACCGUCCUCUGCUCCAAGAUCCAACAGGACCCAGCCCUGCUCACCUACAUCCUGGAAGUGAGCACCUCUGGUAAAAAGAUUGUCAGUAGGAAGAAGUCCUCCAAAGAACCCACCACCCUGCCUAGAGAGGCAGCCAGCAUCCAAGACAAGGACCAGUCCCACAGCAAGGCUGCUGACGUGAGCGCCUGUGGAGCCCGGGCCUUGAGCGCACAGCUGCCUGCCGAGAUGGAGGAGCCAGACGGUCGGGCCGGGGAGAGCAACCUCAUCACCUCCCUGAUCGGGCUGUGCAAGAGCAAGAAAGGUCGGGUGGCUCUGAAGGCUCAGGAGAACCUGCUGCUCCUGGUAAGUGUGGCUUCGCCUGCAGCCGCCGCCUACCUGGUGCAGAGCAGCCCUUGCUGCCCCGCUGUCGUCGAGCACCUCUGUCAGCUGUACCAGUCCGUGCCCACCUUCCUGGACCCAGCGGACAUUGCCACUUUGGAGGGCGUCAGCUGGAGGUUGCCCAGUGCCCCGUCUGAUGAGGCUUCCUUCCCUGGCAAGGAGGCCUUGGCUGCCUUUUUGGGCUGGUUUGAUUACUGUGACCACCUCAUCACAGAGGCACACACGGUGGUUGCAGACGCCUUGGCAGAGGCCGUGGCUGAGAAGUUAUUCGUGGAGAUUCUGCAGCCCCACCUCCUGCAUGUUUCUGAGCAGAGUGUCCUGACCUCCACCGCCUUGCUCACGGCCAUGCUGCGUCAGCUCCGCUCCCCUGCGCUGCUGCGAGAGGCUGUGGCUUUCCUCCUGGGCACAGACCCACGGCCUGCAGCCCCCGACGAUGGCCCCCGCACUCUGUGUGCCCACCUCAUCGGGCACUGCGACCACCUCUCUGACGAGAUCAGCAUCACCACCCUGCGGCUGUUCGAGGAGCUGCUCCAGAAGCCGCACGAGCAGGUCAUCCGUGGCCUGGUCCUGUGCAACCUGGAGGGCCGCCAUUAUGUGGCCCGGGGCUCACCGGAGCCCGAGAGCUACGAGGACACCUUAGAUCUGGAGGAAGACCCCUACUUCACAGACGGCUUCCUCAACUCCAGCUUUCAGCCCUCUGCAAAGCCUCCCCCAGCCCCCGCCACCAACUCAGACGGCAAAACAGCAGUGACUGAGAUCGUCAACAGUUUCCUCUGCUUGGUUCCUGAGGAAGCCAAGACCUCGGCUUUCCUAGAGGAGACUGGGUAUGACACGUAUGUCCACGAUGCUUACGGACUGUUCCAGGAGUGCAGCUCCCGAGUUGCCCCUUGGGGAUGGCCCCUGGGCCCCACACCCCUGGACCCCCAUGAGCCUGAACGGCCUUUCUUUGAGGGUCACUUCCUCCGAAUGCUGUUUGACCGCAUGUCCCGGAUUUUGGAACAGCCAUACAGCCUGAACCUGCAAGUGACCUCAGUCCUGUCCCGGCUUGCCCUCUUCCCCCACCCCCUUAUCCAUGAGUACCUCCUGGAUCCCUACAUUAACCUGGCCCCUGGCUGCAGGAGUCUGUUCUCCGUGCUCGUCAGGGUAAUCGGGGACUUGAUGCAGAGAAUUCAGAGGGUACCCCAGUUCCCGGGCAAACUGCUCCUGGUGCGCAAGCAGCUGAUGGGUCAGGUCCCUGGGGAGCAGCUGGACCACCAGACCCUCCUCCAGGGCGUGGUGGUUCUUGAGGAAUUCUGCAAGGAGCUGGCUGCCAUCGCUUUCGUCAAGUUCCCCCCACAUGGUCCUCACCUGCACCUCUCCCCUCCCCGAGAAGGGCACGUCUGAGCCAGGAGCAGGACAGGAGGAGGGACUUUUGCCCACACCUCUGCCCAAGAGCUGCCUCCCGCCUCCCAGGGUGGGGGCUUGGCUCCGUCUCCUCUACAUCCCAGGCGCCUGUGCCUCUCAGGAGGCCUGGGCUUCCGCUCCCAGGUGAACUCAAGAAGAUCCUGGCCCAUCAGCCAAGACACUGGGUUCAGGGAGUGGGUCUCCAAGAUACCAGAAGCCAAGGAGCAAAAGAGAUGGCCUCCCAGACAGCAUGGUGUCCUCGGGGCCUUCUCAGGGGAGCUGGGUAAUUGCCAGGUGAGCACCCAGACCCCAACCCUCAUGCAUUCUGUGCCUGUCACCCGAGUCUAUGGGCCAUUCGUGGCCAGGGCCAAGACCUGUGGCUCAGUUCCAGGGGCACAGAGGGGAGUGAGUGACGGUUCUGAGGCUGGUCAGGACCGCAGGCCAGAGAGAUGGGGGUCCAGGAGCCCUGUCUCUGUCACGCUAGGUACCACAGACACUGCUGAGACUUGACAUUUUUUCUCCUGCCUUCUUGGCUUAAUCCAUGGCGAAGGGGCAGUGGAUGGCAGGGGAAGCCCACUCUUCCUGCCCAGCCCUCCUGGAGACUGUUGCAAAAUUCCCAACCGCCUCAUGGCUAAUAUCCAAGGCAUGCUCCGCGCCCAGGCGGGGGCAGCUGCUAAUGAGAGCCUUGGUGCAACUGCAGCCAGGGCGGGAGAGGGCCUGGGAAGUGGGGGGCUGGGUGCCAGGCUCCGGCUCCAGCUGGUUUCUCUCUGGCGCCUCUGAACCCGUCUCGGCAGGUCCUCCACACCUGGGCAGAGGGGCGCAGAGACCGGGGGAGGCCAGGCCUGGCCCUCAACAUUCCACCCAGCCUGCAGUGUUCUUGAUGGAAUACUCUUCCAGGGGAGUCAGGGAGCCUGGGACAGACGAGGCCAGGAUGCCCAGCUGAGCCCAGGCCCCCGAGGCCCGGCGGGGAGGUACUGGGGCGCAGGCAGCCAGUGGCAGUGUUGUUCUCCCUGCAUGCCCUUCACGGCUGGGGCUGCCACCCCACCCGGCCCGAAUCUGUCUCGACCUGCAGGAACACACAGGCGGCGCCAGGCAUUACCUCACAGCAGGACUGCAGUUGCUGGCUUCGCUCCUGGGCAAGGAGGAGCAGGCCAGGGCCCCUUUUGCUUCCUUUUCCUGCCUAUGCCGCUUGUAGAGAAGCCGGCCGCAGGUUGCCAGGAGGUGACAUGGAAGAGGAGGAACUCUGUGACCUCUCCCUCUCCUGCAUUCCUCCGAGGUGGGGAGGAUGUAACCGCUGCUCUGAAGGACACCGUGCAUGUGUGUGCACGCGUGUGUGGGCACGUGGGUGUUGGCGUGGGACAGGAGAACAGAGCUCACAGGGCAAAUUGGGUCUGAACUCUUCAAGUCAGGAAACGUUUGAGCGUCCGGGAGUCACAGACACUCCCCUCCUCCAUCCCCUUCAGCAUUCGCACUGUGUCCCCCCCAGGCAACAUAGCAAUAAAUGGUUUCAUGGCGUGGA